CACAGUUCCGCAGACCCAGUGUGUGUUUUGACGUUGUUUUGUUGAGAGCUGUCUACACACACUCACACACACAGCGAACCUCCGGUGACCGUCCGCAGCCUCGGAUACUGAAGAAGGAUCGGGCUGAAACAUGGCGUCGGACUCUCCCCGCAGGCCGAGCCGCUGUGCCGGAGGCGUUCUGGUCCGAGCUCAAGCUGCUACGGAGCAGUCGUACAUGGAGAGCGUGGUGACCUUCCUGCAGGACGUCGUCCCUCAGGCGUAUACUGGAGCUCCGCCCACGGACGAGAAGGAGAAGAUCAUCUGGGUUCGCUUUGACAAAGCAGACAUCAACGAUACUUCUCGCAACCCGGAGUUUAUGGAGAUGCACAGCGGCACGACGGAGCCUCCCCUCUGCCUGAUGAUCGGAUACACCGACGGGAUGCAGAUCUGGAGCGUGUCGCUGGCCGGUGAAGCUCAGGAGCUGUUCUCGGUGCGUCAUGGUCCGGUGAGAGCGGCUCGCACGCUGCCCGCCCCGCACGUCGGUCCUCUGAAGACGGACACGUUCGCUGAGAAGAGGCCUCUGCUCGGCGUCUGCAAGAGCACCGGCUCGUCCGGAACCAGCCCUCCUUACUGCUGUGCCGACCUGUAUUCCCUGCGGACUGGAGAGAUGGUGAAGUCCAUUCAGUUCAAGACGCCCAUCUACGACCUGCACUGCAACAAGCAUAUUCUGGUUGUGAGUCUGCAGGAGAAGAUCGCUGCUUUCGACAGCUGCACCUUCACCAAGAAGUUCUUCGUAACAAGCUGUUACCCCUGCCCUGGCCCCAGCCUCAACCCUAUAGCGCUGGGAAGCCGCUGGCUAGCCUACGCUGAGAACAAGCUGAUCCGGUGCCACCAGUCCCGUGGAGGAGCCUGUGGAGACAACGCACAGUCGUACACAGCUACAGUGAUCAACGCAGCCAAAACUCUGAAAACCGGCCUGACGAUGGUGGGGAAGGUGGUGACCCAGCUGGCGGGCACCAUCCCGGCGGGCACGCCGGACGAGGAGGGCGCGCCGCACAGCACGAGCCGCCGCAGCCCCCACAACCCCGGCGUGGUGACCGUCAUCGACACGCACAGCGUGGGAGAGGGACAGGUCCUGGUGAGCGACGACUCGGACGGAGAGGGACUGGUGGCUCACUUCCCAGCUCACGACAAACCCAUCUCCUGCAUGCAGUUCAACCCCAGCGGAAUGCUGCUGGUGACGGCUGACACGCUGGGCCACGACUUCCACGUCUUCCAGAUCCUCACACACCCCUGGGCGUCGUCCCAGAGCGCCGUCCACCAUCUGUACACACUGCACCGAGGGGAGACCGAAGCCAAGGUCCAGGACAUGUGCUUCAGCCAGGACAGCCGCUGGGUGGCCGUCAGCACGCUCCGCGGCACCACCCACGUCUUCCCCAUCAACCCGUACGGCGGCGCCCCCUGCGCCCGCACGCACAUGUCCCCCCGGGUGGUCAACCGCAUGUCCCGCUUCCAGAAGAGCGCCGGCCUGGAGGAGAUCGAGCAGGAGCUGAACCGGGCGGCCGCCUUAGGAGGAGCAGGAGGGGGAGGCGUGGGAGGAGGCAGCUGCAUCCUGGGAGGAGGAGGAGGCAUCGGAGGACGCUGCAGCCCCAUCCCCGGUCUGUCCAGCAGCCCGUCCGGCUCCCCACUGCACGCCAAGCUGAGCAGUCAGGAUUCGUACAAUAACUUCACCAACAACAACAUGGGGAACCCCCGGCUCAGCCCGCUGCCCAGCCUGACCGUGGUGCUGCCGCUGGCGCAGAUCAAACAGCCCAUGACCCUGGGAACCAUCACCAAGCGCACCGGACCCUACCUCUUUGGGGCGGGAUGUUUUGCCAUUAAAACUCCAUGCAAAGCCAAGCCGCCUCCUCAGAUCUCCCCCAGCAAGUCCAGCGGAGGGGAGUUCUGCGUGGCCGCCGUCUUCGCCGCGUCCCGGUCCUGGUUCAUCACCAACCCCAGCCUGAAGCGAGAGAAAGACCAGUCCAAGCAGUCGGUGGUGGACUCGCUCUACAUCGUCAGCUGCUACGGGAACCUGGUGGAGCACGUCCUGGAGCCCCGGCCCAUCAGCACGGCGCCCAAGAUCAGCGACGACACGCCGCUGGAGCUCAACACGUGUCCCAGGGCCUGCUGGACUCUGGCCAGGACUCCCCAGUGGAACGAGCUGCAGCCGCCCUUCGGCUCCAGCCACCCCCUGGUGCUGGCCUCGGACCUGGUGCAGUCCUACCAGAGCCUGCUGGCCGCGAUGCCUCCAGGAAGUCCCGGGCCCAUCACUCGCCACGAGUCGUCCGACAGCCUGGCGUCGGACCACAGCGGCCCGGAGGACGAGGAGUGGCUCUCUCAGGUGGAGAUCGUGACCCACACCGGCCCCCACCGCCGCCUGUGGAUGGGCCCCCAGUUCCAGUUCAAGACCAUCCAGCCCUCGGGCCAGACCACCGUCAUCUCGUCCUCGUCCUCCGUCCUGCAGUCCCACGGCCCGUCCGACGUCCAGCAGCCGCUGUUGGACUUUGACACUGACGACCUGGACCUGCACAGCCUCAGGAUCCAGCCGGUCCGGUCUGAACCGGUCAGCAUGCCCGGCUCCUCUCGGCUGGUGGGCGAGCGCAGAGGACAGGCCAGCAUCCUGGACGCGGGAUCAGGCCCUUUUGACGGACGCGGGGUGACCUUGCUGGAGGUGUGCGGGAGCUGGCCCGAGAGCUUCGGCGUGCCGCGGCACAACGUGGGCUCAGCGGACGCCAGCGACGAGGGCCUGCGAGAGAGGCUGGCCGACGCCAUGUCUGAGUCCCCCUCCAGGGACGUGGUGGGCUCCGCCACAGAGCUGCAGAGGGAGGGCAGCAUCGAGACCCUCAGCAACAGCUCGGGCUCCACCAGCGGCAGCAUCCCGCGCAACUUCGAGGGCUACCGCUCGCCGCUGCCCACCAACGAGAGCCAGCCGCUCAGCCUGUUCCCCACCAACUUCCCCUGAAGACCCACCUGGGCCCCGCACCGCCACGCCCCGCCCCUCCUGGCUCCGCCCCCUUCAGAGGACUGCCAUGUGUUUGGUGUUUUCCUGCUUCUCGUAGAGCUGGCUGCAACAAACAGCACUGGGAUUUUAAUCUGGGGUUACAUUUUAUUGAGUCCUUUGAAAUUUCACCAUUUUGUAGCUGAAAUCAUUCCAGUGAGCUGAUUAUUGAGCUUCCUCCAGAUGUUUCCCUCCAGCGAGUGACUGUAGCUUCUGACCAGCUUCACCCAGCAGACCGUUUCCCCACUCUGUGUGUGUGUGUGUGUGUGUGUGUGUGUGUGUGUGUGUGUGUGUGUGUGUGUGUGUGUGUGUGUGUGUGUGUGUGUGUGUGUGUGUGUGCUCUCACGUCCCCUCUCUAGAAGUUCCAAAUGUUUCAGAUUGAAUCUGGUUGUUUUAUUUCCAUGUGUUGAUCUGGAGUUAUAAUAAUAAUGCACUGGUUUGGACACUCAGACGCUUCACACUGCAUUCUUCAUUCUCUCCAUGCUGGGUGGUGGUAAGCUACUGCUGUAGCCACAGCUGCCCUGCGGCAGACUGACGGAAGCGAGGCUGCCAAUCGACGCCAUCAGCCCCUCCGACCACCACCAACCAUUCACUCUCACAACUUUCAUACGAGGCAAGGUGGUGAAGCGUCUUGCCCAAGGACACAACGGCAGUUUUACGCCUGCGGGAGCGGGGAUCAAACCGCCAACAUUCUGGUUAUAAGACAACCCACUCUAUCAUCUGAGCGACUGUCGCCCCGUUGAGUUCUCUCGCUCCGAGGAGUGUGUUGUGUGUCUGAGGUGUGUGUUCUGGAUCCAGCUGUGUGUUGGAGGCUCAUGUCAGCGUCACACUGCAGUUUAACUACAUUAGCGUCUUUUGACCAAAACCGUUAGAUGAAGUGUUUUCCCUGCCUGUGCUCAGCUUCCCUCUGAAAACCUGGAGUGUGUGAGGUGUGUGUGAGGUGUGUGUGAGGAGUGUGUGAACAGAGGAGCAGCUGAAGCUCUUCCUGCUGCAUGCCACACUGAUCCUGACUGUUUCUGAUUCAAGACUGCAUUUGUAAAAGGUUAUUUCUCUUCUCUGCAUUCAAAGCAUAAUAAAGUGGAGGUGGAGCUGUGUGUGUGUGUGUGUGUGUUUGUGUGUGCGUGCGUGCGCACAUUUUUCUAUCCUUGUGGGAACAAAU
Salarias fasciatus (jewelled blenny) is the source of this 4175-nucleotide messenger RNA. It is a transcript of the gene bcas3, whose product is annotated as BCAS3 microtubule associated cell migration factor. Lineage: Eukaryota; Metazoa; Chordata; Actinopteri; Blenniiformes; Blenniidae. Bases 131 to 2980 code for a protein of 949 amino acids. Gene Ontology annotation, molecular function: protein binding. Gene Ontology annotation, biological process: autophagy; response to starvation. Gene Ontology annotation, cellular component: cytoplasm. The record is from RefSeq and is a predicted model, not a curated record. The transcript has 25 exons.